Schistocerca gregaria is the source of this 1397-nucleotide messenger RNA. Its product is annotated as protein IMPACT-like. Gene Ontology annotation, biological process: regulation of translational initiation. Gene Ontology annotation, cellular component: cytoplasm. The transcript is spliced from 6 exons. The coding region runs from base 329 to 1162 and encodes 277 amino acids. The record is from RefSeq and is a predicted model, not a curated record. Gene Ontology annotation, molecular function: protein binding. Lineage: Eukaryota; Metazoa; Arthropoda; Insecta; Orthoptera; Acrididae.
UCGAAGGGUCAAGUAUGUUUAUGGGAGCUCAUUGACUUUGUUAAGGAAAUAAACACUGAUCACCUUCGCGUGAAAUGUUUGUAUCUGCUAUCAGUCCACGUGGUUGUGUGCCAUUGAAAUUACAAUAAAGAAAAAGAAAAAAAAAAUGUUUUCCUAAUGAACUUUGUACAGGUUAAGAUUUAUAACAGUUGAAUUUUUGUUCAUCUCUGAUGUGUGUAUAUAUCUUAAUGCCCAUGACGUUAGUGUUGAGUGUUACAUGACUUUGUGACGUUCAGUCCUUCAGUUAAGAUGCUAUCUAUCUGACAUUGGCGCGGGAGGACAACUGGCAAUGGAAGAUAAUGUCACAAAGCAGGCGGACGAAAUUGAGGCGCUGGCAUCAAUAUAUGGAGAUGACUGGAAAGUGGAAGACGAAGUGAAUCGAUCGUACAGCAUCAGCUUAAAGGAAUGUGGCCAAGAGAUCACAUUAUAUUUCAUAUUGCCGCCCGAAUACCCAUCUACAGCACCUCCGAAGUAUCAGCUGUCAGCACCGGGACUAAAGCCCGAAGAAAAAAAUUUGAUUACUUCCGCCCUUGAUGAACUAAGUAUAUUACAGUGUGGACAAACAGUGAUAUAUGAAUGGGUUGAAAAAGUAAGGGAGUUGGUUCAAGAUUUUUUGCCAUUAGAUAAGGGUACUGAAGAUUUUGGCAUUGACAGUGCUGCAUUCUCAUCAGUCACCUGUGAACAGCAGGAAUAUGAAUUUGAACUACCACAAAUAACACAUGGAGAGACAAUCACUGAUCGAAAAAGUGUCUUUCAAGGCCAUGCUGCACCAGUGUUCUAUGCAGAACAAGUCAAGGCAAUUUUACAAAAGCUAUAUGAAAAUAAGAAAAUAGCUAAUGCAACUCACAACAUGUAUGCCUAUCGAAUUUUCAAAGAUGAUACAAAAUCGUUUCUGCAGGAUUGCGAGGAUGAUGGUGAAACACAUGCUGGAGGAAGGCUGCUUCAUCUAUUGCAGAUUCUAGAUAUGAAAAAUGUGCUGGUGGUAGUAACUCGUUGGUACGGCGGCAUACUCCUGGGACCAGACAGAUUUCGACAUAUUAACAAUGCUGCUCGGCAAGUACUGGAGCAAGGUGGAUUUGUACAAAAAAGUGAUACAAACCAACACAGAAAAAAGAAGAAAUGACGUUCUGCUGUUCCAGGAAUUAUUUGACAUAGUUCUGACUCUGAUUCCUGGUUGCUGUACGUAUCUAUCCACAUCAAGGCUGUUGAGAGAGACUCGUGAAGAUUCAAGACAGCUCUUAGAGGAUUUGCAGUUUAAAAGUGGCAUAAUUGUGAAAUAAGUAUGCAGAUGACUGAUUAAACUGUGUUUUAUUGAAGUUGCUGUGUGGUUUUAAAGGAAUAAUAAAUUUUAAAUACAG